Messenger RNA from Oldenlandia corymbosa var. corymbosa, 1407 nucleotides. The record is from the annotation of a GenBank genome assembly. NCBI's taxonomy places the organism in Eukaryota, Viridiplantae, Streptophyta, Magnoliopsida, Gentianales, Rubiaceae.
AUGGGGAAAACUGGCAAAUGGAUAAGAAGCUUCUUGACUGGAAAGAAAGACAAAGAGAAAGAGAAAGAGAAGAAUGGAAGUGUUCAUCAUCAUCAUCAGCAGCAACAGAAUUCCGCCGUUGAACAGACUCCGGCAACUCCGAUCACAAUCCCGCCGACGACUCCGAAGGAGAAGAGGAGAUGGAGUUUCCGGCGGUCAUCUGCCACCGCGCCCGGUCAGAAGGAUUUCGGUUCAGGAGAUAUGAUUUCCACUACGCCGCCGUCAUCGCAGAUGGCCUUUCUGGAAACAGAGAAUGAUCAUAAAAAACACGCCUUGGCUGUCGCCGCCGCAACGGCUGCCGCCGCUGACGCCGCCGCCGCUGCCGCCAAGGCCGCUGCGGCUGUCAUUCAGUUGACCGCCGCUGCAUCUGGGAGAACAUCUGCAAUUGAAGAGGCUGCUGCCACCAAGAUUCAAUCUGUUUUUCGUGCUUAUUUGGCAAGGAAAGCUUUGAAUGCAUUGAAAGGAUUGGUAAAGUUGCAAGCUUUGGUAAGAGGGCAUCUUGUAAGAAAACAGGCAACCGCCACUUUAAGGUGCAUGCAAGCCUUGGUUACUGCUCAGGCUAGAGCUCGAGCUCAAAGGAUUCAGAUGACUGAAGAAUCAAAUACUUCCAAUCAUAAUUUGAAGCAAUUUAAUCAUAGGAAAUCAACCCAAGAAAACAGGUCGUGGAAUUCAUAUCAAGAUUGGGACAGAGGAAUGGAAGAAAACAUCAAAAUUGUGGAGAUGGAUAUAGGUGAUUCCAAAGGUAGCACAAAGAGUAGGAAUAGUUACUCAAACAAUGGACAAACAGACAGAAUGGAUCAUCGGAUGGCGACAAUUCGGGCAAGUCCAAAGCCAGAACAGAUCUCACCAUCACCUUCUGCAGUAACUGAUCUAAGUCCAAGAGCAUAUAGUAACCAUUUUGAGGAAUACUCAUUCGGGACAGCACAAAGCAGCCCUCAGUACUUUUCGUCAGUUUCGAAACCUGAUCCAUCAGGCAUUCCAUAUGGUUAUGCGCGAUCCGAAUAUGGGGAUUCGUUGUAUAACGAUUAUCCGUUCUAUCCAAGUUACAUGGCUAAUACAGAGUCUUCUAGGGCUAAAGUUAGGUCACAUAGCGCGCCGAAACAACGGCCUGAGUCAUUCGAGAGGCAGCCGAGCCGGCGUAGGCCGUCCAUUGAAGGAAGGAAUGUGCCUAGGGCUGUUAGAAUGCAGAGAUCAUCUUCACAUGUUGGUUCUGCAGCUCAGAAUUAUCAGUACCCUUGGUCAAUCAAGCUCGACAGAUCGGCGAUUUCGCUUAAAGACAGUGAAUGUGGAUCCACCACCUCUGUGUUGACUAACACCAAUUACUGCAGAUCCCUUGUCGGAUUUGAGGUACAUGGAGGUAGGUAUUAA